AUGACUGCUGCUGUAACUUCUCAUUUGGUGGAGAGAGUUUUAACAUUCAUAGAAGACAAGAUUUGGUAUGAAGUUAAUUUAGUGACAAACGUGAAAGAUGAUCUUCUCGAUCUUUCUAAGAAGCUCGAGAAGAUCAGAGAAGUGUUGGAAGAUGCAGAAAAGAGAGCAGUUAAGGAAAAAAGGGUCAAAAGUUGGUUGAAGGAGCUCGAAGCUACUGCUUACGAGAUGGACAUCAUUUUGGAUGAAUGGAUCUACGAUCUUCUCAAACAUGAGGAAGAAGCUUCUGCGAAGCCCGAGCCUGAGCAAAAGAUUGGCUACACCCUCAUCUCGUCUGCAGGUUUAUUUCUCAAGAAUCUUUCUGAUAGUCAUCCCAAUAUAUUGGAUUGA
Molecule: messenger RNA, 387 nt
Organism: Salvia splendens (bonfire salvia)
Lineage: Eukaryota; Viridiplantae; Streptophyta; Magnoliopsida; Lamiales; Lamiaceae
Product: putative disease resistance protein RGA4
Exons: 2
Coding region: 1-387 (128 amino acids)
Source: RefSeq, a predicted model, not a curated record